AUGGACUCGACAACAGGCUACCUCGACGACCUGCCUGCGUACCAAGGAUCAAGCAUUAUGCACGCACUGCAAGCACAGUCGUUAGCAGGCAGCGGCCGUGAAGGUAGUCGAGGGUAUCGGGAUGCACUUCCCGGACCGUCAAACAGGCGCCCUGGGCAGGCCACGCGCAAUGAAAGCCCUCAGACCCACAACAUCAGCGAUGAAGGCAAUGACGAUGACGACUACACGGACAGCAGCAGCAUUUCAAGCUACGAUAGCGAAGAGGCCGCGCGGUUAGCACAGCAGGAGUGGGACGAGACGGUGCGGCAGUUUCAGACGAUCGUGCAGAUCAUGGUCCUACCGUAUAUUGGAAAAUACUUUGGGCGAAAAUGGGGCUAUUGGGUAUUCGCACGAUGGAAACUGCACGGCUUGGCGCCAUCGUUCUUUGGCCUCGAUUGGAUGCUCACGGAGAACUCGUUCAUCUCCUCGAUCGGUACUGCCUUCUUCCAGCGAUAG
Molecule: messenger RNA, 495 nt
Organism: Tilletiaria anomala UBC 951
Lineage: Eukaryota; Fungi; Basidiomycota; Exobasidiomycetes; Georgefischeriales; Tilletiariaceae
Exons: 2
Coding region: 1-495 (164 amino acids)
Biological process (GO): protein insertion into mitochondrial outer membrane; mitochondrial outer membrane translocase complex assembly
Cellular component (GO): mitochondrial outer membrane
Source: RefSeq, a predicted model, not a curated record